Triticum aestivum (bread wheat) is the source of this 1481-nucleotide messenger RNA. Its product is annotated as acyl-protein thioesterase 1 homolog 1. Lineage: Eukaryota; Viridiplantae; Streptophyta; Magnoliopsida; Poales; Poaceae. The record is from RefSeq and is a predicted model, not a curated record. The transcript is spliced from 10 exons. Gene Ontology annotation, molecular function: hydrolase activity. The coding region runs from base 448 to 1218 and encodes 256 amino acids.
AACAGGAAAGCGGAAACCCCACACCGCUGCCGCUGCGAAGGAGAACCGAGGAGAAAGAUCCGGACGAUACGAGCUCAGCUCCCGUCGCAUCGCACCGCAUCGCCCGGCGACACCCGCCCGCUGCCCUCACUCGUCCUCAGCUCUUCCGAAUCGCGUCGCCGCCGGCCGAGAGGUUCGCAGCCCCGAUCCACCUCCUCUCUCCUCCCUGCCACCGCCACCGCCACCCGCAGGUCCUGUAGCGAGCCACUGUUCCAUUCGUGGGCGUGCCUGCCACACCCAUCACGCGCGCAGUGGUGGUGGUGGAGCACUGGGACUGGGAGACAAGCGCGGGCCGUGUGGUGCCCUCUGCCCUGCCACCGGCAGCCAAUCUCCCCCGCCAUUGGAUUCGUGGCGUUGGCGAGCGUGGUCGCCAGGAGAGGAGGGGCGGCGGCGGCGACUGUUCGCGGGAUGAGCUUCGGCGGCGCCAGCUCCGUCGCGGCCGGUGGGAAGCGGCCGUUCGAGUACGGGAGGACGCAUGUGGUGAGGCCCAAGGGCGCGCACAAGGCCACCAUCGUCUGGCUCCACGGCCUCGGCGACAAUGGAGCCAGCUGGUCUCAACUGUUGGAAACUCUUCCCCUUCCUAAUAUAAAAUGGAUCUGCCCAACUGCACCUACGAGGCCUGUGGCAAUUUUUGGUGGAUUCCCAUCUACUGCAUGGUUUGAUGUUGCUGAUCUUUCAGAAGAUUCUCCUGAUGAUGUUGAGGGGCUGGAUUCCUCAGCUGCACAUGUUGCAAAUUUAUUGUCUACCGAACCUGCAGAUAUCAAGCUUGGCGUUGGUGGCUUUAGUAUGGGUGCUGCUACUGCGCUUUACUCCGGUACUUGCUUUGCUCAUGGAAAAUAUGGAAAUGGCAAUCCUUACCCUGUGAACCUAAGUGUGGCUGUUGGUCUCAGUGGCUGGCUCCCAUGCGCCAGGUCAUUGAAGAACAAAAUUGAGAGCUCACAGGAGGCUGCACAGAAGGCUUCAUCAUUACCUCUUAUGCUUUGUCAUGGAAAAGCUGAUGAUGUGGUCCUCUACAAACAUGGAGAGAGGUCUGCUGAUGCACUUAAGUCAACCGGGUUUGCAAAUGUGGAAUUCAAGUCCUACAGCAGACUCGGGCACUAUACCGUUCCAGAGGAGAUGGACGAAGUCGUCAAGUGGCUUACGGCAAGCUUGGAACUCGGCAGUUCCACGUCAACUUGAUCGAAUGAAGAGAUGCCUUGAGAAAGGCUCGGUGUAGCGGCGUCUAAAUAAUAAGUACCUGUGGUUGUGCCGAAUUGAGUGAUAAAAUGGCUGGGUUGCCAACUUGGGCUUUGGGUAUACGGUCAUGUCUUAGCUUGGUGUUUCAUAUGCGGACAUGCCUCGCUGAAUCUUGGUACUAUUGAGAUUUCCAUAUAUUUGGUAUGUGUUUCCAUCCAAAGUUGUGAUCAGUUUGGUUUUGGUUACCAGUGAUAUUUUUGUUUCAA